Rhinopithecus roxellana (golden snub-nosed monkey) is the source of this 7051-nucleotide messenger RNA. It is a transcript of the gene CNKSR2, whose product is annotated as connector enhancer of kinase suppressor of Ras 2. The record is from RefSeq and is a predicted model, not a curated record. Bases 464 to 3160 code for a protein of 898 amino acids. Gene Ontology annotation, molecular function: protein binding. Gene Ontology annotation, biological process: regulation of signal transduction. The transcript is spliced from 21 exons. Lineage: Eukaryota; Metazoa; Chordata; Mammalia; Primates; Cercopithecidae. Gene Ontology annotation, cellular component: membrane; cytoplasm.
GUCAUUUCCGCCGGGCAGCUAGUCGUGCUGGGGGCUUCACUCCCGCGCGUGAGGCGAGCGGGCAAGUUGGCUGAGGGCGUGCGGCAGAAGCUGCUUCCCUCGGUGACGCGACCCCCUCAGCAGCUCAAGCCAUGAACUGAAGCUCCCUAGGGACGGAGACCCGAGCGGAGCGGCGGAGGCGGCAGCAGCAGCAGCAGCAGCAGCCGCCGCCGCCUUAGCGGGAACUGAGCAGACCCGGCGCGGAGCCACGACUCCUGCACGUUUCCCUCCCCGUCGCCGUUCCUGCCAGCGGUUGGCUAAGAGACAUUACAGCCGCGAGACCCGACACACAAAAGCCGCUUUCAACGCGCCGCCCGCCCAGGGAGGCUGCGGCCAGCAAGGGACCCCACCUGAGAGCGGUUCGGACUGCUGAGUUCGUUUUGUGUCUGAGCUCCGCGCUCUGCACGGAACCGACCCCGUACCCAUGGCUCUGAUAAUGGAGCCGGUGAGCAAAUGGUCUCCGAGUCAAGUAGUGGACUGGAUGAAAGGUCUUGAUGACUGUUUGCAGCAGUAUAUUAAGAAUUUUGAGAGGGAGAAGAUCAGUGGGGACCAGCUGCUGCGCAUUACACAUCAGGAGCUAGAAGAUCUGGGGGUCAGCCGCAUUGGUCAUCAGGAACUGAUCUUGGAAGCAGUUGACCUUCUGUGUGCAUUGAAUUAUGGCUUGGAAACAGAAAAUCUAAAAACCCUUUCUCACAAGUUGAAUGCAUCUGCCAAAAAUCUACAGAAUUUUAUAACAGGAAGGAGAAGGAGUGGCCAUUAUGAUGGGAGGACCAGCCGAAAAUUGCCAAAUGACUUUCUGACCUCAGUUGUGGAUCUGAUUGGAGCAGCCAAGAGUCUGCUUGCCUGGUUGGACAGGUCACCAUUUGCUGCUGUGACAGACUAUUCAGUUACAAGAAAUAAUGUCAUACAACUCUGCCUGGAGUUAACAACAAUUGUGCAACAGGAUUGUACUGUAUAUGAAACAGAGAAUAAAAUUCUUCACGUGUGUAAAACUCUUUCUGGAGUCUGUGACCACAUCAUAUCCCUGUCAUCAGAUCCUCUGGUUUCACAGUCUGCUCACCUGGAAGUGAUUCAACUAGCAAACAUCAAACCAAGCGAAGGGCUGGGUAUGUAUAUUAAAUCUACAUACGAUGGCCUCCAUGUAAUUACUGGAACCACAGAAAAUUCACCUGCAGAUCGGUGCAAGAAAAUCCAUGCUGGCGAUGAAGUGAUUCAAGUUAAUCAUCAGACUGUGGUGGGGUGGCAGUUGAAAAAUUUGGUGAAUGCACUACGAGAGGACCCGAGUGGUGUUAUCUUAACUUUGAAAAAGCGACCUCAGAGCAUGCUUACCUCAGCACCAGCUUUACUGAAAAAUAUGAGAUGGAAGCCCCUUGCUCUGCAGCCUCUUAUACCUAGAAGUCCCACAAGCAGCGUUGCUACGCCUUCCAGCACCAUCAGUACACCCACCAAAAGAGACAGUUCUGCCCUCCAGGAUCUCUACAUUCCCCCUCCUCCUGCAGAACCAUAUAUUCCCAGGGAUGAAAAAGGAAACCUUCCUUGUGAAGACCUCAGAGGACAUAUGGUGGGCAAGCCAGUGCAUAAGGGAUCUGAAUCACCAAAUUCAUUUCUGGAUCAGGAAUAUCGAAAGAGAUUUAAUAUUGUCGAAGAAGAUACUGUCUUAUAUUGCUAUGAAUAUGAAAAAGGAAGAUCAAGUAGUCAAGGAAGACGAGAAAGCACCCCAACUUAUGGCAAGCUACGACCUAUAUCUAUGCCAGUGGAAUAUAAUUGGGUGGGGGACUAUGAAGAUCCAAAUAAGAUGAAGAGAGAUAGUAGAAGAGAAAACUCUCUACUUCGGUAUAUGAGCAAUGAAAAGAUUGCUCAAGAAGAAUACAUGUUUCAGAGAAACAGCAAAAAGGACACAGGGAAGAAGUCAAAAAAGAAGGGUGAUAAGAGUAAUAGCCCAACUCACUAUUCAUUGCUACCUAGUUUACAAAUGGAUGCACUGAGACAAGACAUCAUGGGCACUCCUGUGCCAGAGACCACACUAUACCAUACAUUUCAGCAGUCCUCACUGCAGCACAAAUCAAAGAAGAAAAACAAAGGUCCUAUAGCAGGCAAGAGCAAAAGACGAAUUUCUUGCAAAGAUCUUGGCCGUGGUGACUGUGAAGGCUGGCUUUGGAAAAAGAAAGAUGCAAAGAGUUAUUUUUCACAGAAAUGGAAGAAAUAUUGGUUUGUCCUAAAGGAUGCAUCCCUUUAUUGGUACAUUAAUGAGGAGGAUGAAAAAGCAGAAGGAUUCAUCAGUUUGCCUGAAUUUAAAAUUGAUAGAGCCAGUGAAUGCCGCAAAAAAUAUGCAUUCAAAGCCUGUCAUCCUAAAAUCAAAAGCUUUUAUUUUGCUGCUGAACAUCUUGAUGAUAUGAACAGGUGGCUUAACAGAAUUAAUAUGCUGACAGCAGGAUAUGCAGAAAGAGAGAGGAUUAAGCAGGAACAAGAUUACUGGAGUGAGAGUGACAAGGAAGAAGCAGAUACUCCAUCAACACCAAAACAGGAUAGCCCCCCACCCCCAUAUGAUACAUACCCACGACCUCCCUCGAUGAGUUGCGCCAGUCCUUAUGUGGAAGCAAAACAUAGCCGACUUUCCUCCACGGAGACUUCUCAGUCUCAGUCUUCUCAUGAGGAGUUUCGCCAGGAAGUAACUGGAAGCAGUGCAGUGUCUCCCAUUCGCAAGACAGCCAGUCAGCGCCGCUCCUGGCAGGAUUUAAUUGAGACGCCACUGACAAGUUCAGGCUUACACUAUCUUCAGACUCUGCCCCUGGAGGAUUCUGUCUUCUCUGACUCUGCAGCCAUCUCCCCAGAGCACAGACGGCAGUCUACCCUGCCAACUCAGAAAUGCCACCUGCAGGAUCACUAUGGGCCGUACCCCUUAGCUGAGAGUGAGAGGAUGCAAGUGCUAAAUGGAAAUGGGGGCAAGCCUCGAAGUUUUACUCUGCCUCGAGAUAGCGGGUUCAACCAUUGCUGUCUGAAUGCUCCAGUUAGUGCCUGUGACCCACAGGAUGACGUGCAACCCCCAGAGGUGGAGGAAGAGGAGGAGGAGGAGGAGGAGGAAGGGGAGGCAGCAGGGGAAAACAUAGGAGAAAAAAGCUAAUACACUGCGAGAGUUGGUAGAACCUCUCCAUGCCAAAUCGGAUCCACUUCUGUUGGCACUCAACCCAUUGGACUCACAGAUUGAUAAGCUAAUGUUUAGAGAAUUUAGAUCGGAGAGAGUCGGUACGGCGCAGACUCAACAUCAACCUCUUGCAAGCAACUAAAAUGGCCUCGUCCUUGCUGUUUAUAACAGAAAACAGACUUGUAUAAAGCUUAGAUCAUCAAGUGUUUUGGAUUGGGGGCCUCCCAAAGGGAUAUAAGAGGGGCAGGCCACUCUUAAGAAGAAUGCGAGCUUUCUACAUUGGGACUAGCAUAAGAUCAAAGCCAAUCAAGAUGGAGCACAGUAACAGAAAACUGCGGUUUCUAUGGGAGAACAGAAGGGGAAAGGGUCUUAACUGGGAAAGGGCUCUGUGUGGUGACACCUCAGUUGUGUUCUCCUGACACCAGGAAAAGAGAGGGAUCAGCUUCAAUAACUAGAAAAUUCUGGCUGUUUAAUGGACUCUUUGGUGGCCUCUUUAAGGCAAAGCAGAGAAAGCAAAUUAUGUAUUAAGUGUAUUUUGCAUUUUUAAAACUUGACGUGCUGUAUUGUACUAAAUUAAGUGUAAUCUAUUAAGGCAAGGUAUACACAAUUUGCUUUGAAACUUAAUAUGUUUAUUCUAUUAUAAAGUGUAUUCAGGUGCAACACAGAGACUGCUUUCGGUGACAUUAAUGAAGAAAAUUUCUCAUGUCAGGCUUUAUUAUAGAAUCUUCAGCUAAAAUCCUAACUUUCUCCUUAUUUCUUGGCACUUGUACACAAGUGGUGUUGCCUCUUAGGGCAGGCAUGAGCUAUUCUUUUCUGUAAAAUAUUUCGAAUCUGUAGGCUGUGGGUUUCAUUUUUGAAAAAGUAUUUUGUCUGGAUGUCUUUCAAACUAGCUUCAGAUAUUAUUUAAUACUAUGUAACUGGGUCCCCUAUGGCUCAAUCAGUAUUGCUUAUUUUUCUUCUGUAGUGGAUGUGAAAUUUCCUUUAGUUGGAUAAGAUACACUGUAAUAAUUUUAAUGCUAAUUAAUGGAUAUUUCAUACUGUGCAAUGAACAGAUAAUUUAACACUGUAUUUUGAAAUGUUUUUUUCUUCCUGUCACCGCAGUGUGUGGUAUUGCAUAAUGUGAAUACCUGUAAAAAUAUAAAUUACUUAAAAAUAAAAAUAUGACCAAUUGGUAUCAGAUCUUUUCAGAUAGCUAAAUAAUUUGCUAAGUAUGCCUGAUAGUAAAUAUCUUUCUAAAAAGAAGUAAUCAGUGCUUCUUUCUCACAAAUGGAAUUUGUUUCUGUGAAUAAAAUCACAUUGAUCUGCCUUACAAUUGCCUCUGUGCUCUAACCAUUUUAAUGUGUUUUUUUUUUAAUAUCUAUAUAAUGAUGGUUCUGGUAUAUGGAAAUCCAUCAAAAUGCAUUUUAUUGGCAUUUAAUAUUUAUGGGAUUGUCUUGGGUCAUUCUCCCUGUUUAAGUCAAGUAAAAUUUUGUGAUCUAGAGAAUUUGGUUUUUUUCAUUAAGGAAUAUAGUGACUCCACAUUACUUUUCAAAAAUAAUCAUCUCUUAGCUUUGGUUUUAAACUGUAUCCUUUAUGAAUUCCUGCCUGAGAGCUAGCACUUUGACUUCCAUAUUCCUAGUGGUUAAAUUUUUUAAAUUCUGUGGGUAAAACUAAACUGUCAUUUAUAUUUUUGAUUGUCCUUCAAAGAACCUUCCCUUCUUUGAGGCAAUAAAUCAAUACUAAGGACACCAAGAUUUUGCCAUCUGAACUACUUGUCGUAAAUACCAUAGUGCCCUGAAAAUUCAACCACUAUCAUGUAUUUUUAUCAUUAAACUGCAUAAUUUAGCAGAAAUUACAUGUUCAGAGAAAGAAGUGUAGAAUAAACUUUAGCUCUCUUUUGUCACAUCUUUAUGGAACAAGAUUUUGUGUUGUAAGGAAGGAAUUGACAGACACAAGUACUUGAUUUCAGUGAAGCACAUUAUCAUUCUUACAAGGAUGGGCUUUACAUGUUCUUUAAAAAUACAUUUAGCAAAUGCUGGUGGAGUCACUCAAACUGUUCUUUUAAGAGAAGGGUUUUUUUCUCACUAAAAUAGAUUUCUUUCCUCAGAGAAAGUAUUGCCCAAUAGUAAUGUUUGUGUAUUGUUACUUUGCCUAAAAGAAAAUAAAUAACCCCUAAAUAUGAAACAAGUAGUUGAUUACAGAGGGAGGACUAAAAGCCAGCUUUUAAAAUCUUUAAAAUCUUAUGUUUUUUUCUGAUAUAACAAACUGCCUUCCCCAAACCCAGUUUUAUAAUGGUAGGCAUAGCUGAUUGACUUAUAUAAAAGCACAAAUUAAGAGAGCUAGUAUUUAAUUACAAACAUUCAAAUUAUAGUAUAAACCCCUGAAUACUUAAUCAUCCUCAUCAUAAAACCUCCAAAGACAUUAAGUCCAUUAAAAUUUUGUCACCUUACAUAUAAAUAAGUUAUUCAUUAUGGUUUGCUAGUAAAUUCACAUUCAUAGAAAAUAUUUGGGUGUUCUCAAUGCAAAUGUUAAUUACCUUUUGUGACAAGAAUAGUGUUUCACAUACUUGAUAUCAUUAGCCUGGAAGCCUUAAAGCACUCUGCAGCUGUACAAGAAUGAAUGUCUCUCAAAUCUGACUAUGUCCAGUCUUCUCUCCCAUUUGUGAUUUAGUCUUUCCCAACCUUCUGGGCUCAUUACACAGCUGUAUUGCAGAAGGAACAACUGUUUCCACAAGGAUAUCAUUGUCCAAUUUUACAAGAUCACAGAUCCCUUCUGAAAUAUGUACAGAACUCAUUAUCCAUCAUUGAUUUCAUUCCUCAGGAACCCAACUGGUUUACUUAUUUGUUUUGUUUUCAUUUUUUAUGCUCCUUCAACAUUGUCAUUGCAGGGAUGGGGAAAUGGGGAGGAUACUAGAGUAAAAUUUUAGGUUGCCAAGUUUCAUGAACAAUAUACAAUAGACUGUCCUAAUAAUUACACAGUCACCUGUUACGGAACGCUCUUUGGAGUAGUUCAUAUAUAAAGUAAAGAAAACCAUCACUCUGUUUGAAUGUGUUGGGUUGCAUGAGGCACUGUACCAGGUAGAAGAAUGGGAAAUGUAAAUAUGAGUGGGACAAAUUCUACUCAUGGAAAAGUCACAGUCUAAGUCUCUGAAGUAGGGCACACAAGGGUCCAUUAAGGUACAGGAAGAAAAAACAUUGGAAUUUUUCCUUGGGUUUUAUCUCUCAUCCUUUUGAAUUUCUUUUUGUGUAUGUUUUAUAACAUCUAUUUAUUACUAUAGAGUAAUACAUGUAUAUAAGUUUCUAUUCUAUAAAACAGAAGUGUUUUAACUAAUAAGAGUGUGCAAUCAGAAAAAGUUUGGAAACCACUGAGCCUGAAUGUAAGAAAUACGUCAACCAAAGACUUUUUGGUAUUUGAGAAAUGCAUUAUUAUCUUCUAAUAAGCAAUUUGCAAGAGAUUCCAACAAACUGGUAUUUUUCAUUAGCUGUUCUUUUCUUUGAGCUUUCAUUUAUCACUUACUACCUAGAGGUCAUAGGCAACCUGAAAAAGACAAAUAAUGAUGCUCACUACAUUCCUAGAUUCACAAUAUUUCAUAGUGGAGCAGAAUAUAAAAAGGACAAUAAAGAGGAUCUUCUUUCACCCUGUCAAGUAUGACACAGCCAUAAAUGACCCUCCCUCGGCACAGAAUACAAGUUAAUUUAUCAAUAACUUAAUUAUGAUCCUCAAAUCCAUCAAUCAAUGAAAUUUUAUGUAGGAAAGAAAAUUUUAUAUGCACUCUUUGCUUCAGUAAAAUUGGAAUUCAAAAGUAUGUAAUCUGACACAGGACUAAUUUACAUGUUGUAAACGUAAAUAUAAUUUUGGGGGAAAUUUAUUUCUGCUUAGGCCCAGAUUUCC